Messenger RNA from Haliotis rubra (blacklip abalone), 1841 nucleotides. RefSeq names its product tetraspanin-15-like. The coding region runs from base 70 to 969 and encodes 299 amino acids. NCBI's taxonomy places the organism in Eukaryota, Metazoa, Mollusca, Gastropoda, Lepetellida, Haliotidae. The record is from RefSeq and is a predicted model, not a curated record. Gene Ontology annotation, cellular component: membrane. The transcript is spliced from 7 exons.
GUGUGUUAGAAAACAAAAGUGCAGGUGCGAUGCGACAGCUCUUAUUUUGAGUAUAAACAGCACGUAAUCAUGAGGACGGAUCAGAAAUUAUUUUGUCUUAAAAGUGCCAGUGUGAUCUUUAUUAUUCUCCUCUGGCUCCUGGGGCCGGUGAUAUUUGGCAUCUUGCUGUGGUUUCGACUGGACUUCUGGUCCAAUGAGUACCUGGAGGUGGACCAGGAGCUGUACCGCUACCUCAUCCUUCUCUACAUCUUCAUCGUCGUUGGAGGCCUCAUCGUCGGCUUCGCCAUCCUUGGAAUUGUAGCUGCAGUGCGAGCCAUCAAAUGGGCCAUUGUGGUUUUCAUCGUGGCGAUGGUCCUGGCUAUCAUCCUCACCGCAGCAGGAAUGGCGUACGGAAUUGUGUACCGAGAAGAGCUGGAAGAGACAAUAUCCCGGGGAACGUUGGUGAAACAGUUCAUCCAGCAGCGUUACAAGGGCAUCCGGUUUGACAGGGCCACCUAUGUGAUCGAUCUCAUGCAGUCGGAGCUUAAGUGUUGUGGUGGUGAGUCUCCGCUUGACUACGGUGAGUCGACAUGGCAAAAAGAAAAAGAAGCAGAACGGAAUGGUCGGACACCCUUGUCCUGUUGUAAAGAUUAUGAACGCUACCAGAACAGUGAAGACCGAUUCACACAGACUUGCACCAUCUUCCAGCAGCCCAGUAAUGUGGAAAAUGUGUACAAUCCUAACAUCAAUAGAAAGGGUUGUGGCAAAGCUCUCUCAACUUUCUUCUCCGAUCACAUCUAUGUUGUGGUUGGGAUUGGCAUAGCAACGUUUGUUAUUGAGGUUGUGACCCUGAUCUUAAUCUCCAUCCUGCUGAAGGUGCUCAACAGUCUGUACAUACCCCAGCCGGAGGAGAUCGUGUACGACAUGGCCCACAACCAGGAGAAGUCCCCCUACCCGUCGCGCGGCGACUACCGUGACUACUACAGAUAGACCACCCCAAACACCCCAUCACAUCACACCCGCCAUUGGAUCACACUGUAUCAGUCAUCUACAACCCAGCAACCCACACAUAAUGUUUGGCUGGGGAUGAACAUUGUUUGGGAGUAUUUCUCAAAAAAAAGUCCUCAUCCUAGCAUUGUCAAAUUUUUGUGAGUUGAAUAUAUGUUUGGGAAAUAAUUACGAUAAAGUUCUUAAACAGGAUCCCAUUGGACUUGCCACCUUGCCAACCCUGAACAUUUUCAUAUCAUUUGAAAUUAGAAUUUGUAGAAGUAUCAGAAGUAUCCUAACAAUCAAUUUUGGAGAGAUUAUUGAGGAGUUGUUUCAUUACUUGAUGACAGCUUAUCUUUGAAUUAUUCUUCAAAGGAAACAAUGGCACCAAGUAUUAAAGUGAUCCUUUGAUUUUUGUGUAGCUUUGUCAGCUUUAGCUUUAUGGUCCUGCUCAGAUCAUUAGCUUUGCUGAUGUUGGGAAACAAACCCAGAAAAACAUCCAUUUGGUGUGAAAUGUAUCAAUUUUGAUGUUCUAAAAUGAAAAUACCAUGCAGUACGAGAGUAAUAUAUGCACCUAGUUUGUUCAAUGUUUGCUGGUCAUACAUGAAGAAUAUCCAUUGAGGUUGAUCCUGGUGUUACUCAUGCUCAGUUAGGGCUCAUAUACUUUCUUUAUUGCAGCCCUGAUAAUGUAUAUAUGUCAUCCAGCAUGCGCUGUAGAUUUGGAUUAGUUUUGAUAAAGGAAGGAAAAAGAUUUGUGCAAGACAUGUGAUCUUGACAACAUGAUCUUGACAGUGUGAUCUUGACAACAUGAUCUUGACAGUGUGAUCUUGACAACAUGAUCUUGACAAUGUGAUCUUGACAACAUGAUCUUGACA